Messenger RNA from Pseudozyma hubeiensis SY62, 3498 nucleotides. RefSeq lists its product as hypothetical. Gene Ontology annotation, molecular function: protein binding; chromatin binding. The transcript has 2 exons. Gene Ontology annotation, biological process: mitotic cell cycle; DNA-templated DNA replication; DNA repair. The coding region runs from base 1 to 3498 and encodes 1165 amino acids. Gene Ontology annotation, cellular component: nuclear replication fork. The record is from RefSeq and is a predicted model, not a curated record. NCBI's taxonomy places the organism in Eukaryota, Fungi, Basidiomycota, Ustilaginomycetes, Ustilaginales, Ustilaginaceae.
AUGCAGUCGACGCAGUCGGAGGACUUGCACGUCCAGAUCGUCCACUCUGGUCCCACAAAAUGUAUUCACGCACCCAGAUCGGCCAACGUAGAUCGACUGUUCACCGGCGGAGAUGACUUCCUCGUCCGAAUCUUGCCUACCUUGCCACUUCCCGGCGUGGAACCUCACCUCAUCGAAGACGCAACCGAGCCAGUCACCUCUCUCGAUGCUGACGGUCGCUUCCUCGUCACCGCCUCCGAAGAUGGCUCUGUUCGCCUUUAUCGACACCACCCCAUCGACGCUGAAGGCAACCCGACAUCGCCUACGGUGCUCCAAUCGCUGCUGCGGCGCGAAUCAUUGCCGUUGCGAUGCGUUGCUCUAGAGCGCUUCGUCAAGAACGGUAAGUCUCCCCGAGUAGCCGUCUGCUCCGAUGAGCUGAUCGUCAAGAUCAUCGACGUCGAGGAUCCAAGGCGCAUUCAGCUCCUCGACGGUCACAACAGAGGUCUUCGUUCAGCUUCAUGGAGUCCCGUCGCUCCUCUGCUCGUCACUUGCUCUACCGAUGGUGUCGCUCGAGUCACCGAUCUUAGCGACGUCGAGCCCAAGUUCGUCAAGUCGAUCGAAGGCGUCCUUCCCAUUACACGUGCCGAGAGCGACGAAGCCGUCGCUGCAUGCUGGCAUCCUUCGGGCACCUUCUUUGUAAUGCCGUCCAAGGCACACGAGCUCGUCGUCAUCAGUGCCGCCAACGACUCCUCUGCCUGGUCAAGAACGGGCACCUUUGUCGCCAGCGCCUCUGGAACGGUUCCGACGCCUAGCGGCACCAUCACAGCCCUCGCAUUUUCGCCCAACGGUCGCUACCUUGCCUCCGCCACCACAAACGGUCAGGUCACCGUGUGGGAAACAGAGAGCAGACAGGCGAUCCGGUAUAAACGCGCCGAUGCUCUCGUCAACGCCAUCAGCUGGCAUCCGACCAAGGACGCACUUGCUUGGACCGACAACGAGGGAUCUUUGGCACGAUGGUCCGACGUUGCAACCACAACCAGACCCAGUCCAUUCGAAGAGAUCGCGUUCGAUGUAUCCAAAGCGGCACGCGGAUCUCGUGGUCAGAUCGACGACAUCUUCGCCGGCACGGGUCUUUCAGACGAUGAGGAUGACGAUAUGGCACGAGACUCUCAUCGUGGUGACGGAGAUGCUGGUGACGACUUCGUGGUGGACGACGAGUCGCGUCCGUCGAGAUACGGCGGAGCUGACCACUCCUCUCGCUCUUACGGUCGAGGCGGACACGGCAUGGGCGCUGGUCGUGACGGUGGCAUGAUGAUCGCUGCUACCCGACCUCAGCCCGCAUUCCAGUCCACGUCUACCCCCAUGCGCGGACAACGUCGAUACCUCGCCUACAACCUUCUCGGCUCGGUAGUUGCGGUGGAGCAAGAGUCGCACCAGACCAUCUCGUUCGAAUCCUUCGACACGUCGGCACGUCGCAACUUCCGCUUCUCCGACAUGAACAACAUCAGCAUGGCCGAUCUCGCAAAGCAAGGCAUCCUCUUCGCCGCCAAGCAGACGACCGAGCAGUCGAGCAGCGUCUUCUUCAAGCCUUUCGUCGCGGCUAGCAACAAUCUGUCUUCGGAGUGGACGUUCAAUCUGGAUCAAGGUGAGGACGUCGAGGCGGUGGCAUUGGGAGGAAGUGGUUUGCGAACCGUCACAGAAGAUGGCUGGGAGGAUCAGGAUGCAGGCAGGUCUGGGGUGGGCGUUGCUGUUGUAGCCACUUCCAAGGGGUAUCUGAGGUUCCUAUCGGCUAGCGGUAUGCAGCUUUACCUGUGGGCGAUCGGACAUCCCGUGGUUACGCUGGCUGUGGGCGCUCGCACUGCGCUCGUCGUGUAUCGCAGGACGGGGCUUCCAUCGGGAGGAUUCCAGGAUCUCGGCUACAAGGUGAUCGACAUCUCCAACUUCGACGUGAUCCAGGACGAUGUUCUUCCGCUUGCCAAAGAUGCGCACAUCAGGUGGCUCGGCUACAACGACGAGCACCAACCUGCCUUCUACGAUUCGAACGGAACGCUCUUUGUGCUGGAUCGCGCCCACCGCUCGCGCCAAGGACGAUGGGUGCCCAACCUCGACACGAAACGCGUUCGUGAGAGCGCAACAGCCGACGCCAGCGAAGCCGCGAUGCGUGCUGCCAGUACCCUCGGCUACUGGCCGAUCGGUCUCACCUCUUCCAAGCUCAUGGUGUUGCUCCUCAAGGGUGGACGCACUCAUCCCGAGGUCGACGGCACACGUCACAUGAUCCAGGAGCUCGAGCUGCAGGUACCCCUCAUCCAUCGCGAAGGCGGAACCGGUCCGCUGGAGGAGAAGAGCCUUCGCGACAGCAUGCUAGCCAUGACGGCUCGCGACGUUCGCAACGCUGGAAUCGAGGCCAACGAGGACGACGCUCAACUCGACGCAAACACGCUCGAGAUGAGCUCGGACAAGGCGCUGCUCCAGCUGAUCCAGUUGGCGUGCAAGGCGGACAAGCACGGCCGUGCACUCGACGCUGCACGUGCACUGCACUCGACGAGGACGCUGGAAGCUGCGCUCAAGAUCGCGGCCUUCUUCCACCUUUCGAGUCUGGCCGAACGGAUGGUAGCGUUGAAGGAAGGACUGGAAGGUCGACCUGAACGCGUGGAGGAGGAGAGUCGACGAUGGUGCGAUCCUGCGGUUCGGGGUGGACCGAGCUAUACGAAUCCCGCGCUUGUCGAGGUGAUGACCCGUGCAGGUGAUCGGGGUGGGAGGGACGCGGUGAGCGCGGCUAGCUUUCGGAAGCGUGCCUCUGCUGCAUUGGGUGAGGAGUUCUUGCCGCCGACAUCUCGUUCGGUCUCGGGGGUGCCGCGCAGUUCCUCUGCGUAUGAUGGUUUGAACACGGCAUCGCCAGCAGCAGCUGGAUACGGUAGCUCGACACGCUCGCCUGCGCCUCAAUCCAUCGUCGCAUCUGCCGACGACUCCUACAGCGGCAUCCUGGACGACGAAACUGACUUCUCGUCUUUGGGCAAAGAGAACCUCUACGGCCGAACCUCCGAGAAGCGCAAAUCGCCCUCCCACGACGAGUUCUCCGAACCAACCCACGCGGGACGCACACUCGUCAUGCCGUCCACCAAAUCCGCCAAAUCGCUCAACCCUUUCGCACGUACUUCGUCCAACGUCAAUGCUCGCGCUUCCGAAAAGCAGAUGCACAAGUCCACCUCGUUCUUCGAACGCAUCGAGCCGUACGAGAAGGAGUCGUUGAAGCCUUCCGGUAAGCAAUCCUUGCUGACUGGAUUCGCGUUCCGAAAGGACCAGACUGGUAGUGGUGGGGUAGAGGCGAGGGAGGUGUUUGGUGAGACACAGUUUGCGGAUGGGGAGGAUGAAGAAUCGUUGCAGCUGACGUUGGAGCGUGCGGCGAAGAAGAAUGGAAAGGCGACGGACGUGAUUAGUGGAGAUGCGCUGCCGGAGACGGUGAGGGAGGGCGAGACGUUCGACUCGAUGGAUGUGGAAUCCGCGGCUGUUCAGGUGUAA